CACGUGCUUAUCUUCAAUGUGUCCAUAACAACUGUACAAGGUUUAAGGAAUAUCAAAUUUGAGGUGUACGUCGGAAGCGUCCCCCUACCGCGCUACACCCACCAAAUUCUAGAAGUCCAUAGCUUUUUUUUUUCUUUUCUCAGCCACGUGUGUAAGCGUGAGAGAGCUGAAACGUAUAUGACGUCAUACAACCAGGCCUUUCUGUGUCAGGAGCGGUACACAACCAGCUGUGGUCAUCUGGACUGGAGACGGUGCACACGCUAUAGAGUACAGACAUGCUACACUCCCAGAGAGAGAUACGCCAUCAAAUAUCACGUGGUAGAGACGUGCUGUCCCGGAUGGAGUGAUGACGGAACUGGCGCAUGUGCGAUAGCGAAUUGUGGAGGGGCGUGUCAGAACGAGGGCAGGUGCUCAAACGUUGCGGGAACGCCUACUUGUAUAUGUCAAGACAGUUACUAUGGCGACCACUGCCAACAUGAGCGGAACCACUGGGAGGCGUGGCAGACAGCAGUGGUGUGUUCUUGUGGAAUUCUGGUAAUCUUGGUCACCUCUGUCACAGUUUGUGUCUACAGAAGCUAUAUCAAAAAAAAAAUGAAGAGAAUUGCUCCAACUAAUGAAUUCGUGUAUUGGAACCAACCCGGCCGUUUUGUCAUUCCGACAGGAAUUCCUAUACAAACGGGAGGGAACAGCAAUAUAGACUCCGUGCAGCAUCCAAACCACGUCACUCAAACUUCCGGUAAUGCGUACGCACAUCCAUCUGGUAGCCAUAUUGUUCAUCCAUCUGCUCCAAUGGACUGCUCCGAUAGAUGA
Messenger RNA from Ostrea edulis (European flat oyster), 810 nucleotides. RefSeq lists its product as uncharacterized. The record is from RefSeq and is a predicted model, not a curated record. The annotation marks the transcript as partial. Gene Ontology annotation, molecular function: protein binding. The transcript has 5 exons. NCBI's taxonomy places the organism in Eukaryota, Metazoa, Mollusca, Bivalvia, Ostreida, Ostreidae.